CUUCAUUCUUUUAAAGACAUGUACAACCUUUGAAGCCGUAACCAUGCAGCCUACCUACACUUACACCCCGGCUUCAAAUGCCCAAACUGCGAAUUCGCCCACUGCAACUGCCUCAGGUGCGAGCACCACAUCUACCACCAUCACCCAUACCGUUGCGCUUGACGGCGACGAAAACAUAGCCACUUUCAGAGACAAUCCCUCGAAGUUCCAAACGAUCCGGGUCGCCAUUCAUACUACUGGGCCAUGGCCAAACUCCCCCCACAGCGACAACCAUAUUACUAUACUUCUGCUCCUGCAGGAAGGUGGUGCAGUCCAAGUCGACAUGAGAACUGAUCCGGGCGACAGAAGGGGCAAACUCGUCUAGAAACUACCCAGGUCUGGACUCUUUAUCGUGCUAUACGAUAUGAUUGGAAGCUUCACCAAUAUCUAUUCUCAGCUGGUGGCUCUGGAUGUCACUAUUGGAACUACUACCUCUUGCGCUUAAUGACAUCAAACCCAGAUAGAUUUAGGCUGCAUGAACAUGUCCCAAAUCAUGUUUGGAAUGUUUUCACGAAGUGGUAUUCUCGUACAGGGGCGGAGAGACCGAACAACAUUCUUCAGGGUGAGUUUCAGGA
Trematosphaeria pertusa is the source of this 614-nucleotide messenger RNA. RefSeq lists its product as uncharacterized. Bases 44 to 364 code for a protein of 106 amino acids. The transcript is spliced from 3 exons. Lineage: Eukaryota; Fungi; Ascomycota; Dothideomycetes; Pleosporales; Trematosphaeriaceae. The record is from RefSeq and is a predicted model, not a curated record.